ACUCUUUACCUGAUUUCAGUGAAUUCGACUCAGCUUCCGUCAUCACAGAAUAUCAAGUGGAAAGUUUGGCUUCUGAAAAAGUAUAUAAGUUUAACCGAGUUGAAAGUUGAAAUAAAACAAUGACCUGGAGCUACAUGCGCCCUUGCCGCGAGUGUGGCGACUGCUGACCGAGUUCCCAUGAGCGAGAGGCGAGCCUCAGUUCCCAGGACUCCUCCUGUCUGGCGGCUGGGCCCGGGUUACAGCCAGUCUCCAGUCGCCGGGAGAACAUGGCUGCCGCCGAACACAGCCCUGCGCUCAGAGCAGCCGCCGCGAGCCAGGCUGCUGACUGGGACCGCAGCCAGCACGGCCCCGCUUCGCCCAGUCCGCCCAGUUGUCCUGACUUGCAGCGACAGCCGCCCGCCUGAAACAAAGAUGGCGCCCACGACGACAAUCGAGACAGUCACCAUCACGAGGCCUCUCAAGGUGAUAGCCUUCAUCUGCGGCCUGAUCGUGAUCGUGCUGAUGAUCAUGGCGCUCGCCUCCACCGACUGGCUGAUGGCCACGGGCUGGCGCCAGGGCCUCUUCAUCCACUGCAUCGCCGACGACGCCCCUGUGCCGCUGCCCUUCAACGUGCAGGCCGCCCCCGACUGCUACCAGGCGCGCGACGUGGCCUACAUCCGUGCGGCGGCCGCGCUGUGCAUCAUGACGCUGGUCACAGACGUGGUGGCGACCCUGCUCACGGGCCUGGGGCUGCGCAGCAAGGACCACAUGAAGAAGUACAAGUACUACAAGAUAGCCGUCUACGUGAUGGUGCUGUCGCUGGUAUCCAUUCUGAUAGCCUUGGUGAUCUACCCCGUGUGCUUCGCUGCGGAGUUGAAUGAAGGCAACCGCACGGUGUGGGAGUUUGGCUGGGCCUACGGCGUGGGCUGGGGCGCGGCCAUCUUCCUGUUCGGCGGGGUGGUGCUCCUGCUGUGCGACAAGGAGUCGGAGGAGAUCUACUACAAGGAGAGGAAGAUCGUGCACGACAGCGACUCGCGGGCCUAGUGUCUGCCCCCCCUGCCCGACGUUGUGCUGUGAGCCUGAUCCGCGACGCCCCGCUGGCCCGGUCCCGUCCGCUCUCGCUCCGUUCCCGCGCAUUGCAGAACACUUCUGAGACUGGAAAACUACACUUUAAUAACUGGGCCUGAAACACUCUUAAUUCACUUUUUUAAUUAUUAUUUUUACUCCCGGGUAGUUGGAAUGCCUGAAAUUUAUUAUUCUCGGUCAUUCAUUUCAGAACACUUUUGAGAAUGGAAAACUAUACUUUAAUCCGUGGGCCUGAAACACUCUUAAUUCACUUUUUUAAUUAUUAUUUUUACUCCCGGGUAGUUGGAAUGCCUGAAAUUUAUUAUUCUCGGUCAUUCAUUACAAAAUAUAUAUCAGGAAUAGUCUGCAAUCGUAUGCAUACGAAGCACAUAAUUUUUAAGAUAAAGGAAAAUAUCUGACAUGUAGCAUGUGUGUGCAGCUCACAGACUAAAAAAGUAGCACAUGUAUCAGGUAUGAGAAUCUUCCUGGAAAGUUAUAAUAAAUGUGUUGGUGUUCUCGGUGGCCGGGCUAACGCGCCUCUCUCGUGUGGCGUGGGUCGCUGGUUCGAAUCCAGCACUCCGGCACGAAUGCCGACCCUAGAAAGGCAAAGUUCAUUUUGUCAUACCCUUGUAAGAACCUUGAAUUAAUAAUAAACCAGGUAAAGUGAGUAGUAAAUAAACAGUUUGCUGUUGUGGAGUCUGCGUGCAUUAUGCUGUUGGUUUUGGAGCCGCGAGAUUUUCGGGUGUGUAAUCACAGAAAAGUGUAAGGAAACACAAAUAAAUUAUAAAAAAAUUUUAAUUUUUACGUUUUCAACUCACCAUUGACAGUUCAUUUAAUUUCUCGCCCAAACUUAUACUUGUGUGUAGGAGCAGCACACCACAUUUAUUUAUUUUUUUUUUCACUUAAAUAAAAUUUAUGUUAACUUUUUUAUAUGUAAUUUCUUAAUAUUUUUGAAUACAUAUAGAGUAGGAGGAAAAGUUAAAAGAAUCUCAGUAUUGUGCAGAGAAAAUGAGUAAUUAUUCAUGCAACAUUAUAUACGUUAUUUCUACACUAAAUAGAUACGGUCGUGAAAAACUAAAGUUUAAUAUUGUGGACAGUGGUGUUUCUGAACCUAGCUGACCAGUUUGUGGUUGGUAAUGUAUAGUUCACAUGGAACACCACGUUUAUCAUUUGUCAAGCCCUGUUCUUUAAUGCAAUGUUCUUUAAUUUGCAACUAUGUACUAACAAACCCAGACCAUCAAAGGCAUAGGAUAUGGAGGUUUGGUAUUACACUUUUAUAAUCAAAGUUAUUGGUUAUUAAUAUAUAAAAAUAAAUCUGUGCAAAUAUAGUUGUGGUUCUGAUCCUUAUUAAAAAAAAAAAAAAAGUUAAGCAAACAAAAUUGUCAAAAUUAUGAGUGGUGGCUACAAUAACUAGUAUGUUAACUGUCAGUUCAUUAUUUCAUAUUUUCAUGGAAUACUGUUAAACUUGUGGACUUAAUCUACUUAAUGUUUCGUGAAAUAAUAAAAAUUCUAUGUAGUUUAUUUCCAUGAAUAGCUGUCAAUUACGGUUUUGUACCCUUUUGGGACGAGAACUAGAUGAAUUGUAUAGCAUGUUUCUAUCAUCUUCGUGAUACAUUUGAAAUUUGUGUCAGAUGAAUUUUUUUUAGUUAAACUUUUCAAAAUUCUCAAUUGUAAGUUUUCAAUUCAGGGUAAUCCUAAAGCGUGCAACAGUACGUUCUGGCAAAUUACCUGUUGUUUGCUCUCGCUGGCCUCCGGGGCAAUUGUGCGGACGGGAUUGGGGGCGGGGGUGUUAGUGGCGGAUCGUGUGGCUAGAUGGCGUGUUUUCCUGCUAACUACAUCGGAUAAGUUUAGAAAAGAACUUAAUUUGUGUGCUGCUCUUGGAAAAAAAAACUAUUCAUGUUUAUUUACAUGGCCAAUUAAGUGGUUUUUUUUUUAAUGUUUUCGACAUCAAUAUUUGGCACUUGUAUUACGCAUUUUCCUAGGGUUAUUUUGGUGAUGGGGUGUGAUGUGUGUGUAAAGUUUGUGUCUGUAGAUGCAGGUGAAAAUAAUUUUUUUUUCCCCCAGCUGCUGUUUAAAGCAAAGUGAUUAACGAAGCUAUACAAAAAAAAUUACUAUUUCCUGCUUUACCUCCACCUCUAUUUAUUUAACAUGGGGUAACUCGAUGGGCUAACGUUGCUUGCUGUUCAUCAUAACCUUGUGAACACUUUGCUUUACUAGCACAGAACAUACUUAAGGCCACCAUGAGUUCCUUGUCUUUAUUAUUAUUAUUAUUAUUAUUAUUAUUAUUAUUAUUAUUAUUAUUAUUAUUAUUAUUAUUAUUAUUAGGUUUAAAUGAUAUCACGAGGAUAUAUUAUUUCAAGCUUUUGUGCUGUUAUUCUUACAGUGCUAAUGCUAAAAACAACUUCUUUGUAAUUUUGUGUGCAGCUAUGAAUGUAUUCCUUGUAAAUUGUAAAUUGUAAAUUUGUUAAUUGUAAAUAUGUUUAUCAAGAAGAAUGACAGUGUAAUAUUUCCUCAUGAUGUCAAAAAAAAAUAUAUUUUUUUAUUUUUUUUUUUAUUUGUCACAUCUUGUACAGUUCUGCGUACGGCCACCACAACCUUUGCAGGAUAAUUUUCUCGGAGGUUUUCCUCCCCUCGCGGUUAUAUUUUUGGUGACUAGCUGACCGUAAGCAUUGCCAGGAAAGCACUGAAAGAGCAGUGGCGUUGCGCGGGGGGAGGGGGGGGUGGCCGGAAGUGUCGAGAUGUGGGGAAAGUGUACGGGCCGAGUGGGGAAACUGAAGACAACGCGGGCAGGAAGGUGUGCAUUCGUGCAGUCAACACACUGAACAAAACAAAAAAAAACUUGCGAGAACCUCAAGACGAACAAGAAGUCGAAACAAAUGAAACUCAACGAUUACAGAACGCAGUGGCUCUGCCCAUUGGUGGUAGAUCUUCGUGGUCUGCUUUUCCGAAAAAGCACUGCCUUUGUCACGCUGGGCAACUACAGGAGCCUGCAUGAAAAGAAAAAAAUCCAUUUGAUAUUCUUGUAGGGCAUUAACUGUGAAUUGUACAAAUAUGUAGUAUAUCAUUUAUGUAAGAUGAGGUAUUUAGCGUACUUCUUAAAAAAACUUGCUUGAGUUUGGAAAAAAAAAAAUUCAAAUUAGUAUGUGGUGUAUAAUUAUUACAUUUUUAUUGUGAUUUCAUGUUUGAAUUGAGAUAUUCGGGGUAAAAAAUAAGUUUUGCCAGAUUUCACAAGGUUUUCCUCUCCUGUAAAGGACUAUAAAUUAAGCAGCAAAUACCUCAUAUUUGUACAUGUGUUUGAAUGCUGUAUAUUUGUUAUAAUGACUGCUAGAGCAACUGGUUGUUGUUGAGCAACUUGCGUGAAAGGAAAAUAUUGUCUUUUAUGAAGUGUGUUUACUUGAAAUUUCAAUCUGCUGCAAAAUUCUGUAUAGAUUUUGUAGAUAUUUGAAUGUAGAUUUUGUAAUACCAGAGUGUGUGUCCAGGAGUUUUAUUUCUUGUACUUGUCCUAUUUUAAAACAUUUUCCUGUGGGAUUUUAUUGUUGGUGAUAACUACUAGUACAUAAUAGUAUUACUGAAAAAACCAUAUGCCAUUCGAAACUUUACACAAACGAUGGGAUAUAUUUAUGGCCAACAAUUCAUUUAUUGUGUACUUCAGGCAGUAGAUUGUUAAGUAAAUGUGUAACCUAAAUUAUUUCUUAAUACAUAAUUUUAUAGAGGUCUAUCAAAGCAGUUAUUUGUCUGUAUGGUCUGACAUAGUCUUCCUGGUUUUGAUUUAUUAAAAAAUUAAAUAUUAUACAAUCAAUUUUGGUGUACUGAAUAAUAAAAAGAGUACAGAGCUCUUGUGAAAAUAGUUUCUUAAAUUCUAAAAAAAAAAAAAUUUUUAAAAUACAGAAUGUAUAGUUUUAAUUUGAAUUAUGUGGAAAAUAACAAUUUAAAAAAAAAAAAUUCCAUUAUUUCAGGACCUCUAAACAAUGAGUUUAUUACUUGAAAAGUUUUGUUUUUGUUUAGAGGCCUGCAAAUAAGAUGACCCACUUAAAGCCCUUCACGGUGGACAGAUUAUGUGCUUGUUAUGUUCGAUGGAACAAGCAUGAUUUUGUAAAUAUGUAACUGUAGGUUGUGUUUGGUAGCUGUACAGUGAGGAGAGGACAGAAGGUAAUCCUGCGUGGAGUCUUGAACGAGUGUGCGAGACACGAGAACAAUCCUUAUGCAUAUCAAAUAUACCGCAGUGUUUUUAAAUGUGCAGCUGCUGCUCCCGUACUUCCUUUCAGGACGUUACAAUGCAAUGCGCUGUGUAAUUCACUGUUACGAUGCGAGUUUCCAACCAUUUUUGUGAGUAAACGUUUCUCUAAUCAGCUGUUACACUUGAUUCAAUUGUGUUGGCAUCCAAACCAUUUUAUGAUCAUCUUUGAGGAAUAUUAUUUUGGAAGCUGAGACUGUCUGGUUAUUUUCUUCUUUUUCACGUGUAAAUCAUUUUAUCGUAGUUUUUGCUAAAGGAAUCAUUUUUAAAAGCAUUUAAGCAAAAAAAAAAAUUAUAGUUCACAAGCUUGUGUUUUUGGACGGUUUAUUCUAGAGUUAUGUUGCUCUCUGAUCUUGAUUAGUUCGUUUUGGCGACUUCGCUCACGGACCAAACUCUUGACACUUGAUGAAGCUGUGAACUAUGUAUAAAAUGUGUAAAGUGUUUUAAAUGUGUAUACUUAUACCUGUAAAUUAAUAUACCAGUUUUGCACAGUUGUGUACUUAUCCUUAUUGCUUCCAUUACUUCAGAGAACUAUUCUUCGUGGUUUUUGUUUGAAUGUUAUGUACUUGCUUUUAUUGUCUUUAUGUUACGAUUUUUUUUAAAACUUGACACAAUUGAAGGUAGUCUUAAACAAAAUAAGUUUGCGAACUGUAUAUUGUGUGUUAAGCUAACGGUUUAUGGCAGUCCGAUGGUUUGAUAUAAGAAUGAUAUAAAAAAAAACUUUUUUUUUUGGAGUGAAGUCAGAUAUUUCCAAAACUUUUGUUUAUACAGUCGGAGACAAUUUUUUUUCUUCUGACUGUAACUUUAUGUUAUAGAUAGAGAUUAGACAUGUAACAGAGUUGCAUAAGUUUUGUAGACAGUGUUUUAUAUUUGAUGAAUGUACUGUGCAGAUAUCAAGUGCACAACAGAAAAUGUUCCUUGUAUAGGAUGGGGAAUAACAAGGGUGUACAAUACCUGUAAGAGUUGUUUUCUGUGCAGUACAUUGCAUUAUGUAGCUGUGUACAUAAUCAUAUUACUGUUUUCAAUAAAAGCUCUAUAAUAGCACA
Molecule: messenger RNA, 6324 nt
Organism: Bacillus rossius redtenbacheri
Lineage: Eukaryota; Metazoa; Arthropoda; Insecta; Phasmatodea; Bacillidae
Product: transmembrane protein 47
Exons: 8
Coding region: 178-1023 (281 amino acids)
Biological process (GO): cell-cell adhesion
Cellular component (GO): membrane; cell-cell junction
Source: RefSeq, a predicted model, not a curated record